AUGUCUUCCCUGCUUGCCAAGCAGCACGAAGGCAGCACCGGCUCUGACCCACCGCCCGGGUGGACACCGGUCGCCCUGGUGCGGGCAGGCAUGUUUGCAGGACGAUGGAUGAGUUUCUGGCUCGAGGUUGCGCAAGAACCAGUCCACGGCCGUCGUAAGACGGAGAAGGACCGACGACCACUGGCUCCCAGCCCAAUCGUUCGCCUUUGGGUGCGCGAGUAUGCCGCCGGCGGCAACGGACCAGGCAUGCCAGUGGACCCAACCGACAUUGAAGUGUCCCAUCUCGUCUGUGUCGCCGACCUCCGUCCUCCCAGUGCCGAUGUGCAAACACCCCGCUCUGACCGUUCACGGCCACUGAGAGAUUCGCCGCCGUCACCGAGCGCCAGACGUCGAACGCCGUCGCCCUCCCGACGAUCAAACGAGGCGAGCAGUAGCGCGAGAUCCCCGGAAUCUGAUUCUGUCCGCCUCCACAGCCGCAGCAGCAAGGACGACGGCUAUGAUCCCCGUGGAGCGGACCGCAAGGUCCCGACUCCCAGAAGCGAAACGCACACUGAUGAGGGCGACUCCAGUGGAGAGGAAACCGCGACACCCACUGCGCCGUCGGCCUCGCGCCCCACUUCCCGUGGUAGCGAUAAGAGCAAGGCGGGAGGCAGGGCACGGCGGCAGAUAAGUGGCCGCAACUUGUACGGCAACCUGCACGUCGCAGGUGUUCGUGUGGCGGCUCUAGAGGGCGGCUUGGGCCUGUGGUUCCUUUUCACCGACUUGUGUAUACGCAACGAAGGAAGUUAUUCUCUUCGAUUCCGCUGCUUUGACAUGAGGGCCAUUGCGCCUGACAGCGGCCCCAUGCCCGCGCUGGUCCACGGGCAAUCUGCCGACUUCAAGGUCUACUCUCCGCGCAACUUUCCGGGACUGCCCAAGCCAACUGAGCUGGCCGACCACUUUGCCCGCCAGGGGUACAAGCUUAACACUCGAAAGAAUGAGCGCCAAGCCGCAUCUCCUGGACAGAGCCCCCCACCUUCCGCGACGACAUCCACAGCUGGCAAAGACGCCGCGCGGCAGUCGCAUCCCGACAAUCACUACCGCUAA
Apiotrichum porosum is the source of this 1086-nucleotide messenger RNA. RefSeq lists its product as uncharacterized. The record is from RefSeq and is a predicted model, not a curated record. NCBI's taxonomy places the organism in Eukaryota, Fungi, Basidiomycota, Tremellomycetes, Trichosporonales, Trichosporonaceae. Bases 1 to 1086 code for a protein of 361 amino acids. The transcript has 8 exons.